CUAGCCGAGCUGUGUCUUUGAAUUCAGCGCAAUCAUCCUUAUUCCUUAGAAUAGCGCAGUGGCAUUCGCACUCUUCUCGCCGCAACAAAUAGGUUCUGUUUGACGUAGCGAUCAAGUUUUUGUUUGUUUUUUUGGCGUUUAAUUGAUUUUGCUGACGCUAUUCGCUAAGGUGUCCAUGGCUGCAGAUUCAAGGAAACGCACACUGGAGGCUUUGGAGAGAAGAAUAGCUGUUGCUAAAAUUGAAGUUCUCCAAAAUGAAAAGAAAAACAAAAGGACUAUAAAUGAAGAUGGGAAACCACCUAUUCCUGCAUCUUCUACUUCUAAUGACCCUUCUCCACAUAUGUUGCAUUCAUCAUCAGUCACACCCAAGAAAGGGAAUUUCAGUUUUUCUGGUCAUACCACUUCACAAGACAUUGAAGAUGGUCCAGCAUAUGCCCAACUUUCUGUGCUUGUAAAUGAAAAUCUGCUCACAACUAAUGAAGAGUUUUCAGCUGAAAGAGGAGGUUCAAUUGGUGGCAUAUUGCACGAGCUUUUCCAGAAGGGAGAUGCAGCACAAAAGUACAUGCAGGGAUCUAGAAACAUGAAAAUCGACAGCUGGAUCCUUCUUGAUAAUUAUGUACAAGGACGGGUGGUUUCUUCUGGUUCUCAAACUAGGGCUUUGCGAAUUCAUUCAAAACGCUCUAAGAAACACAUGUCUAUGAAAAAACAUAAGAAGUGUGGAUCAUUAGAUCUUCCUCAAGAGUUCAGGAAAUUUGACAUUUUCAAGCCAAUGCAUGAAAUGUGGAAAGAUUACAUAAUGCUAAUUCUUAAAUCCACUGGGAAAAAUCAAUUGGCUCAAUGUCUCCUUGGUGCAGAUCUACAUGGUGCUAUUAUUUUAGUUGUGGAGUGUAAAAUAAUCCAUUUUACAGGAAUUAGUGGCAUAAUGAUUCGUGAAACUGCAGAAGCAUUUGGGAUAAUUACUGAAGAUAAUAAAUUCCGCGUUGUUCCCAAAAAGGUUUCUGUGUUUGUAUUCCAAGUUGAUUGCUGGAAAGUCACUCUGCAUGGAGAUAAACUUGGUUCAAGAAAGGUUGGAUUAUGAUAUUGGCGAUGAUCCUUCAGCUGUAGAAUAUCCGUGCAUCACUUCUGCAUUUUUAAAGUCUUGAGCAGUUUUAUGGGAGAAAGGGAAGGGAAGUGUUCGAAUGCUUAAUUGUAUCAGUAGUGAAGUUGGAGAUUGCAUGACAAGAAGUUGAAUGACAGUCACCUUGGCUUAUAGGGGACCAUACCGUGACACCCAUGCUAGGCUUUUUAUUAUCUUUUUUUUUUUUCGGGCCCUUGAAGUUAAACUUGCACCAAAUAGAACUAUUGAUUUUUAUGCUGGUUCUAUAACUUAUCCCGUCUCGGUACUGCAUGUGUUAUACUGGAAUGAUACCAUAGAUAAUUCAUUGUAGAUAAUUAGUUCCCGCUAGCUACAGGAGUGCUAUUUUUUGUCUUGGGAAUCAGACAUUUCAUUCCUUUCUGUGAUUCUUUCUUACAUACAAAUAAUGGAAAUUGAUUAUGAG
Messenger RNA from Cajanus cajan (pigeon pea), 1538 nucleotides. Lineage: Eukaryota; Viridiplantae; Streptophyta; Magnoliopsida; Fabales; Fabaceae. The record is from RefSeq and is a predicted model, not a curated record.